Tachysurus vachellii is the source of this 1249-nucleotide messenger RNA. It is a transcript of the gene drc9, whose product is annotated as IQ motif containing G. NCBI's taxonomy places the organism in Eukaryota, Metazoa, Chordata, Actinopteri, Siluriformes, Bagridae. Bases 1 to 1110 code for a protein of 369 amino acids. Gene Ontology annotation, biological process: sperm axoneme assembly; cilium organization. Gene Ontology annotation, molecular function: protein binding. Gene Ontology annotation, cellular component: sperm flagellum; cytoplasm. The record is from RefSeq and is a predicted model, not a curated record. The transcript has 9 exons.
AUGAUGAUGAUGAGGGUGUGUGCGGUGCUGCAGGACUGCGCUGAUCAGCUCACCGUGUUGGGAAACAUCAUAUCCGGGACUCACAGGGACACAAGAGCCGCCACUACAGUCAUCUCAGAGCACAUCAGCAUGGUCCUGCAGCAGAACAGAGCUGCUGAGCUUCACCUGAAGGAGGCUCGUGAAGGCCAGGCUGAGGGCAGCGGUGAGUCUCAGGCUGUACAUGAGGCUGUACAUGAGCUCCACAGGACACAGAGGGAACUGGAGCACAUGCUGAUGGACAGUCCGAUCUCAUCUGAUUACAUCACCAAGGUGCAGAGUGACCGGAGGUUUGCGGCUCGGCUGAUCUGCGAACUGCUGACAGAGCUGAAGGAGGAAGGAACCUUCUCCAGCCUGAUCCACACCGUGGACGAACAGAUGAGGACCAAAGCUCAGCUGCAGGAUAUAAUCCACAGUGAAGCAGAGGAUCGUCUCAGGAUCAAAACCCUGCAGAAACAGCUACUGGACAUCAACAGAGAAACAAAGCUCCAGAUUCAGGAGAGCGACAAAAUCGUGGCUCACCUCGAAGAUCAGCUGCAGGAGAAGAAAGUGAAGAAAAACCUGAAGGAGAAGUACAUGAGCAACAGCACGCAGCUACUCGUCUAUCAGGGACAGAAACUGAACAGCCACAUCGAGGGGCAGCUGGCAGCUCAGAUAGAGAUGCUGAAGACUAAGAUGAUAGACGAGGAAAAGGCCAACAAAGAGCUGGAGGUUUUCCUUAAAAACACUCAGGCGAGUCUGGAGAAACAGCUGGAUUACUGGAUGGAGCGCUACGAUAACGACACGGAGGACAAACAGCGAGAGCUGACCACUGUAAAGACCAACAAGUCCAACAACCUGGCACAGUUACAGGACCUGGCUAAGAAGUACCAAGACUGCGAGCAGGUGAUUAUCGAGGACAGACAGGAGAAGGAGGAGCAGCGCAAACAGCUGGAGAGAGAACAGCUGCAGAGGAAAGCGGCUAUAAAGAUCCAGUCGUGGUGGAGAGGAACGCUGGUCAGAAAAUGUCUCGGCCCCUUUAAAAAGCCCAAGAAACCCAAACAGAAAAAGGACAAAAAAGGGAAGAAAAAGUGAAGCGAAAAUAAAAGGGGAAAAUAAACCAGACACGUAGCAGAAAUGGGAACUUUAUUACUUCAUUUUAUAAUAAAUCCAAAUGUUCAGAAAAUACUUUUAAUAAUAACUAAAUUUCAUGACAUUACAGUAAAAGAUUUAA